Molecule: messenger RNA, 1228 nt
Organism: Amorphotheca resinae ATCC 22711
Lineage: Eukaryota; Fungi; Ascomycota; Leotiomycetes; Helotiales; Amorphothecaceae
Exons: 3
Coding region: 1-1080 (359 amino acids)
Biological process (GO): transcription-dependent tethering of RNA polymerase II gene DNA at nuclear periphery; RNA export from nucleus
Cellular component (GO): nuclear pore
Molecular function (GO): RNA binding; ubiquitin binding
Source: RefSeq, a predicted model, not a curated record
AUGUCUGCGUUCUUUGGCAGUAAGCCAGCGGCCACGCAGAGUAGCAACACCGGUGGCGAUCUGAGCAAAGAUGUUCAGCUCUCGUCUCCACCAGAAGAUAGCAUCUCUGCCUUGUCGUGGUCCCCCGCAGCUAACCACCUCGCUGUGGGCUCGUGGGACAACAAGGUUCGCAUCUACGACGUUACCCAGAACCCGCAAGGUACUGGUGUAGCGGCCCUCGACUUCGCUGGCCCUGUGCUCAGUUGCGACUGGGCAAAGGACGGUCAGAAGGUUGUUGGCGCAGGUUCAGAUAAAUCUGCUAAGCUGCUCGACCUUGGCGCAAACGGCGCUCCCGCCCAGAAUGUUGCGGUUCACGAUGCUCCUAUCCGAACCAUUCGAUUCGUCGAUAUUCCAAAUACGAAUACCCCUAUGCUGGUAACAGGUUCCUGGGACAAGACUGUCAAGUACUGGGACCUGCGAUCAUCAACUGCUGUUGCUACUAUACCUUGCCAGGAGAGAGUCUAUGCAAUGGACGUGAAAGACAAGCUCUUGGUCAUCGCAACAGCCGAGCGACACAUCAACAUUGUCAAUCUCGACGACCCGGGCAAAAUUUUCAAAACUGGACAAAGUCCUCUGAAGCAUCAGACCAGAGCAGUGAGCUGCUUCAAGGAUGCCAACGGAUAUAUGAUUGGAAGCAUAGAAGGAAGAUGUGCGUUCCAGUAUGUGAACGACAAGGAGGCUAGUCUUAAUAUGUCAUUCAAAUGCCAUCGAGAUCCAGCAGUCAACAAUACGAUCACGGUUUGGACGAUCAACGCUAUUUCAACCCACCCCGUUUUCGGCACGUUCAGCACUGCAGGGUCUGAUGGCACAUUCCAUUUCUGGGACAAGGAUGCGAAAAGCCGGCUCAAGGGACAUCCUAGUGUAGGAGGAUCAAUCUCUGCUACGGCCUUCAAUAGGGACGGGACUAUUUUCGCAUAUGGUGUGAGCUACGAUUGGCACAAGGGAUAUGCAUCCAAUAGUCCUCAAUGCCCCAACAAGGUGAUGCUACAUCCGGUCGUCGCGGACGAAGUCAGACCAAAGCCGCCUAUGAAGAAGCGGUAAUCAGGAUUCUACGGUAGUUUGGAAGUAAAAGCCAAUGUAGACUAGAAAAUAUCAAUGGUGGAGUUUAGGGAUCACGGCUUGAUUACGCUGAUAGCGAGGAAAACGACACGAGGCAAAGAUUGUAUUCCAAAAAGUGUAUUAAAUCGAG